AUGAGAGAGUUUCCUCGUGGAACAGUUGGCUGCGAGUCGUUGUCUUCUAUCUCCCCCAUUAUAUUUUCUUUCUCGCCAUGGCCCAGCUUCUAUUCACCACAAAUGGAUGACUACACCCUUCCCAUACCUCUCUUAACCACCGCCACUGCCACCACUACCAGCGGCGCUGCCAAAGAAGAUGCUAAAAAUAGGGUUCCCUCACCGAGUACUCCCGGUCCCGAUGUCAUUUGUCGUCUUCUCUUGGUAAUCCUCAUCGGAACAAUCUCCGUAUGGGCAAACCACGAAGCAUCAAAAGGAUUCAAGGUAACAAUAAUCAACAACUCUGCCUUCAAAGUCUCCCCGGCGGCGAGACGUUUCCAUCUCUUUUACGUAUCCAACGACGAAGCCACUCGAAUCAUCUUGAACACAAGCGCUUACCCCAAUCAUCCCCAUCUAACAAAGAAGCCAGUUCACCACGUCGUUCUUCAGUUAGCUGCCGGCGAAGAAGACAAACCGUCGACGACCAAAGUCAGCGUUGCCAGAAGCAAAGGGAAAGAAUCCGUUUACGUCAUCAACUUAAGUCCAACGAUAAUGGAGUAG
Hibiscus syriacus is the source of this 579-nucleotide messenger RNA. RefSeq lists its product as uncharacterized. The record is from RefSeq and is a predicted model, not a curated record. Lineage: Eukaryota; Viridiplantae; Streptophyta; Magnoliopsida; Malvales; Malvaceae. Bases 1 to 579 code for a protein of 192 amino acids. The transcript has a single exon.